GUCAGCACCUUUCACUACUCCAGUGUUACCCCUCUAACCUCUGGCUGUAAAGGAGAAACAAGUGUUAAAGUAGCUCUGAGGAGAGUAAACUAACCUCCAGCAUCCACACGGCAUAAAAGAGGAGUAAAAGAGGAAGCCUUUAUUACAGACACCUUUAUUACAAGUCAAUCAACGGAUGCGCGUUUUCUCCCUUGAGUAAAGGAUUUUGUGUUUGGUUCUGAAAUGGCAGUCUGGUUCGAGUUUACCGCGCACAUGCUUUUUCUAACGCUGGGCUGUUGUCUCGGAGCUUUGGAGAGUCGGACCUCGAGCAGAACCCCAUGGGGCUUGCAGGGACAGGGCAGCGAUGGAACCGAUUCACCGUUUGACCGAGACAGAGCUAAUCAGGAUGUGGUCUCACAGCACAUGUACAGGCUGUAUGAGAAGUACAACAGAGAUCUGAAACGACUCAGAGAGGGAAACACUGUCAGGAGUUUCAGAGCCAGCCAAGACUCGUCUGACCAGAGGACGUUUUACCAUCUGAACCUGACGUCUCUCCAGGACUCGGAGCGCAUCCUCUCUGCCAGGUUUCACUUCUUGUUCGACCGGUGCCCACGGCCAAGGGCCUGGUUCAGCAAAAGCUACAAAAUCCCGGCCUGUCGCUCUCUACACCUCCACCCUGCUCCCUCCAUCCACCUCUUCCUUCACUCCAACCCCUCUGGGUCAGGGUUCCAUCCAAGGUCGCAGGCGUCAUUGCUAGGCAACGUGACAUUUCACCCUAACCAGAGAGGGUUGUGGCAGACGCAGGACGUGACUGUGGCGAUUAAGGAGGCCAGGGAAAAAGGCAGCCAUUUGGUGUCGGUGGAGCUGGACUUUGGGCUGCAGUACCACAGACAGCCAGAGGACACGCUGUCGGGGGCCAGUCUACCUUAUUUGUUGAUGUAUGCAGACGACCAUGCGCUAGAUGAGCCCAACAGUGUGGCACAGACUUUACAGAGGUAUGGCCCUGAGGCUGAGGUGAAGGAAAAUACUUCUCGCCCUUCUCUUCUUCCCCCUAAGCAGGGGUCAAAGGGUCGUGUGAGAAGGGGGGUACCAUCACGCCCAGACUCCAUCCAGAACAACGAGCUACCAGAGGUGGAGUACAGGCCUAGCGGAUCCAGGAAAGAGUACCUGUUUGAAACCGCCACCCUGAAACCUAUCGAUCCCAAGCCUGGGAGGAAGGAGAGGACGAGGAACGGCCAGGGCGGAGAGGAAGAAGUCAAAGAUGGAGAGAGGGAUAGAGGGAGUCAAUCGCCAGUUCUGAGCUUGGACGAGAGGAUCCCAACGACGAGCAGCGAUGGCAGGAGUAGGUUGCAAGACAACAGUGAGGGAAGGAGUGAUGGAAGAAACGAUAGAGGGAAAGCAGGAGGAAGUAAGUCUCCAAUGCUGAGUUUUGAUGAGUGGACAAUGCGUAAGGCGAAGAAGAGACAGCGGGGAUCGGAGGCCCAGAUUAGGAGCUGCUCUAGGAGGACACUCAGGGUGGACUUUGCCGACAUCGGCUGGAGUGAGUGGGUCCUGGCGCCUAAAGCCUUCGAUGCCUACUACUGCGCUGGAGCCUGUGGAUUCCCCAUGCCCAAGGUGCUGCAUCCCUCCAACCAUGCAACCAUCCAGAGUAUAGUCCGUGCGGUUGGGAUAGUUCCAGGGGUCCCAGAGCCCUGCUGUGUCCCAGAGAAGAUGAGCCCUCUGGUGGUUCUCUACCAGGACGAGGGAGUGAACCUGGUGCUCAAGGUCUACCCCAGCAUGUCGGUGGAGAGCUGUGCCUGCAGAUAGACCCAGAGGACAGAGGGGAACAAUGUUAGACAAAACAGGAUGGAAUGGCAGGAAUUUAAAAGGACCCAAAAAGGGAAGUAAAAAAAAGACAGAGAUAUAUUCAUAAAAGGACAGAUGAGUUGAGGUGUCUGUCCGUCUCUUCGUCCCUUGUAUCCCUCAGGCGUUUGACACGGAGAUGGUUGAACGUGGAGAAGCGUUGGAGAAGCACAUUAUCUGUUGUUGCAGCACCAGUCAUGUCCUCCAGUAGCAGUAGACACACACCACCACAAUAUUCUCCACAUCUACCAUACCCUCGACAAAGCAGCAUCACCACUUCAAGGACUACAGGUACUGAGAGAGCUCUCUCCCUCCAAACAACUUUAAUUAAAAUCGUUACGUUCAAAACCAGAGCUGCUUGACUGGCGCUGUGUUUAGUUUUAGUUUUUUAGGCACUGAUCAUGCUUACUUUAAUAUACCCAUUUCAGACAGAAGAUGUGGCAUGUUACCUGUAAAAAAAAAUACACUGAGUGUACAAAACACCUUUCUAAUACUGAGUAGCCCACCCCCUCCUCUUUUUCCAUCAGAACAGCCUCAAUUCCUCGUGGCAUGGACUCUAGGAGUCAAAAGCGUUCCACACAGUCCAAUGGUUCCCACAGUUGUGUCAAGUUGGCUGGUGGAUCAUUCUUGUUACCGACAGGAAACUGUUGAGCGUGAAAAACCCAGCAGCCUUUCAGUUCCAUUCAACAGCACUUAAAUCUUGUAUCUUGCCUUGGGCAUUCCACGUUUAGUCACGGUAAUUAGGCCAAACGAGUAUCCUACCAAACUUGUCCCUCUUAUCACUCUGACAUCAACGCAAAUGUUAUUGAAAAUCAUGAGUAUAACCUACCUGGCUGGCAUGAAAAAGAAACACAGGAAAAGCGAUUUAAAUUCGCGAUUUAAAUGCAUAGAUUACAUGGAUUUUACAUGUUUAAAGACAGGUGCAUGAUAAUGGUCCAUUCUAAAUCAAAACUAAUUUUACACAUAUAUUAUUUAGUAUUUGUAAAGACAAGAUUAAAUCAAGAAUAGUCUGAUGGGUGACAAUAUUAGCCUAUCACUUGUGAAUUAUAUAUAAUCACUUGUGAAUGAUGCCCAGCUUGUGUGCAGAAAGGCAAGAAACAGCGGGGUUUUUUGCGACUUUUUAAAAUCAUAGUCUCACACCUCAUGUAGGCCUAUAUGUUUUGAUAAGGUUUGUAUCACAACUAAAGUAACUUCUUAAAAUUAAGCACAUUAAUUCGCUUCGCACCGGGCGUAGAGCCUAAAUGGCGUACAAACACAACACGUGAGUUUCAAGUUUGGGGAAGAUAAUUUUCACCAUAAAAAAAUGCAACUUUAUAAUAAAAGUAUUACAUGCGUAUUUCGCAUUUGCGGUCACUUUUGAGAAUGGUGUUUUCCCGCUAAUUUAUUGCAUUUUGGAACGUUCGCGCUUAUAGCCUGCUACCGUGUGCGCAUUGCUGAGCUUAUAAUGUGAUGAAGUAGCCUAAUAGUUUAUCAUCAUAUUAAACUAAACGUUCUGAUCUGUUGCUUUUAAAAGUUUUUUUUGAUGCUACUGGUUGUUUUAAUUUGGGAUCUAUCGCAUCCCACAACUUUCCCAGACUAUGUUUGGAAUAUUUAUUUCUCGCAUAGAAUAACAUAGUUCAACUUUUGUACUAUGUGGGAUAGUAGAUUGACAUAGAAUAGUGCAGGGAUCAUCAACUAGAUUCAGCCAUGGGCCAAUUUUUUAUAUAUUAUUUCAUAUAUAUAUAUAUACACACAUAUAUAUAUAAACACUACUGGUCAAAAGUUUUAGAACAGCUAUUCAUUCAAGGGUUUUUCUAUUUUUACUAUUUUCUACAUUGUAUAAUAAUAGUGAAGACAUCAAAACUGUGAAAUAACACAUGUGGAAUCAUGUAGUAACCAAAAAAGUGUUAAACAAAUCAAAAUAUAUUUGAGAUUUGAGAUUCACCCAAUAGCCACCAUUUGCCUUGAUGACAGCUUUGCACACUCUUGGCAUUCUCUCAACCAGCUUCAUGAGGUAGUCACCUGGAAUGCAUUUCAAUUAACAGGUGGGCCUUCUUAAAAGUUAAUAUGUGGAAUUUCUUUCCAUCUUAAUGCGUUUGAGCCAAGCAUUUGUGUUGUGACAAGAUAGGGGGGUAUACAGGAGAUAGCCCUAUUUGGUAAAAGACCAAGUCCAUAUUAUGGCAAGAACAGCUCAAAUAAGCAAAGAGAAAUGACAGUCCAUCAUUACUUUAAGACAUGAAGGUCAGUCAAUACGGAACAUUUCAAGGAACUUUGAAAGUUACUUCAAGUGCAGUUGCAAAAACCAUCAAGCGCUAUGAUGAAACUGGCUCUCAUGAGGACCGCCACAGGAAUGGAAGACCCAGAGUUACCUCUGCCGCAGAGGACAAGUUCAUUAGAGUUACCAGCCUCAGAAAUUGCAGCCAAAAUAAAUGCUUCACAGAGUUCAAGUAACAGACACAUCUCAACAUCAACUGUUCAGAGGAGACUGCGUGAAUCAGGCCUUCAUGGUCGAAUUGCUGCAAAGAAACCACUACUAAAGGACACCAAUAAGAAGAAGAGACUUGCUUGGGCCAAGAAACACGAGCAAUGGACAUUAGACCGGUGGCAAUUUGUUCUUUGGUUUGGUGUGACUAUUAUUUGUUUUUCAACAGGACAAUGACCCAACACACCUCCAGGCUGUGUAAGGGCUAUUUGACCAAGAAGGAGAGUGAUGGAGUGCUGCAUCAGAUGACCUGGCCUCCACAAUCCCCCGACCUCAACCAAUUUGAGAUGGUUAGGGAUGAGUCGGACCGCAGAGUGAAUGAAAAGCAUCCAACAAGUCCUCAGCAUAUGUGGGAACUCCUUCAAGACUGUUGGAAAAGCAUUCCAGGUGAAGCUGGUUGAGAGAAUGCCAAGAGUGUGCAAAGCUGUCAUCAAGGCAAAGGGUGGCUACAAUGUAGAAAAUAGUAAAAAUUAAGAAAAACCCUUGAAUGAGUAGGUGUUCUAAAACUGUGUAUAUACUGCAAAUUGGUCGCAAGAAGCCUAAACCGAUAUAAUAUUUGACUAAAACAUAAUAGUUUCACACCUUGAUUACAUCUGGGAACAUUGUCCUGCGUUGGGUGCUGUCUUUGUAUAGGACGUGAAAAUGGGUGUCUGUGGCAAUUAAAAAUCCCAUGGAUUUGGUAAGAGUAGGGAUGGUUACCCCGGUGUCAUGGCUAAUUUUCCAAACUGUCCACAUUCCAUCAUGGCCACCUAAUCAUCCCCCUCAUUACUAAUUGGCGUAUAUCACUCCUCACCUCUCUACCUGAAAGCUGAAGUGUGGUUAGAGUUCUGGCACAAAAAUGAAAAUUCAACAACAACAAAAAUUUGCUCAGAAAACUUGGGAGACCAAAUAAAACCACCCGCGGGCCACCAGUUGGGGAACCCCAGUGUAGGCAUUACAUGGAUUUAUUGGACUUUAAAAUGUAAUGUUCCAAAGGUCUGCGUCAGUGGCUUCUAGGCUAUGCAUGGAAGCCAGGAGAUGCUAAAUGUGUUACUGUUAAUUAACAGUCAAUUACCAUGAGACCGGCAGUUAUUUGCUCGACAAUCACCGGCUGACAAAUGUCAUGACCACCACAACCCUAGCCUUGCCCAUUCACCCUCUGAAUGGCACACACACAAUCCAUGUCUCAAUUGUCUCAAGGCUUAAAAAUCCUUCUUUAACCUGUCUCCUCCCCCUCGUCUCCACUGAUUGAAGUGGAUUUAACAAGUGACAUCAAUAAGGGAUCAUAUAUUUCAACUGGAUUCACCUGGUCAGUCUAUGUCAUCGAAAGAGCGGUUGUUCAUUAUGUUAUGUACAUUCAGUGUAUAUGGCAAUAUUUAUAUGACCCACUUUCAAACAACCCAUUAUUUACUACUUACUUGCAGGUAUACCCCUUUUAUAUAUAUCAGUGGCUAACUGGCAAAUUAGGAGGGGUGGGGGGUGUUUACGUUUCAAAUUAAGAAGGUAUUAAACAAUGGAAGUGUUGAUGAAUUUACCUGCAAAAAAGCAGAGAACCAUUCACAUAGACCUGAUACCAGUAUGUUGGUUACAGGGUCUGUGAAAUUGCAGGAAUCAGGAGUCUUUAGGUGGGAUUUAAUUUGCCAUGUUGUUUUUUUUACCCCCAUAUCUAUUUUCAGAAACUCAGUAAAGCUAGUAUGAAAGCAUGGCAUGGUAAAAUAGUGGGAUUUUUGUCUGUAUAUGAAAGGGAUUGGAGACAGAGUCCAGGGCCAUGUUCAUUAGGGCACGCCGUAGAAAAAAAAAUUUUCAACAGAAAAUGAAAACAAGGGUUUCUUAUUGGACAAGUUCAGAUAGGACCCCCCCUGCUUCGCUCUGUUUCAGACAAUGUUUAAUGUUCCAUGCCUACUGAGCAGGAACCUGGAUACUCAUUCACUAAUACUGUACAUACUGUACUGUACGUCCCUAUACUUUCCCCUAUCUGAACAGUGCACAAAGGGAUGGAGCUUAUGUUGUUUGGUGUUCAUGUUUAUUUUUAAUUGGCCCAGACUCAUUGGUCGCUCAAGCUCGAAUUACGGUAAAAGACCUCGGUGUUCUAUAUAGGCAGCUUACGAAGUACAUACAUUAAAUACACAGAACGCUUUAAAACAGAUGCAUUCUAGUGGCACUAUGAGGUUAAGCAUACUGUGUACGUACCAUAAGUAUUUGUUUGAGGGACGUUUGUGUUAUGUUGUAAAAAUGUUAUUCUACCGUUUUUUUUCGACUACUAAAACUACUUUCAAGUGAACCAUAAAGAUGGCUUCUGGAAUUCAUUUGUCUUUUUAUUCCCUCCUUAAGAAUAUUUUCAAGCCUGCUAUGUAUAAGUGGAUGAAGAAAGACAUAAAUAUUUUCCUAUAUUGUAUGUGAAAGUAUUUUGAAAUUAAUUUGUCUGGGUUACCAUAUUAUAAAAAUAAAAAAAUCAUCGCUUUGGUGCAAUUUUCACAAGUAUGUGGUAGAUUUUCACAACUCUUAGUAAAAGCCUCAAAACUGAUCAGCCAAAGGCAUUUGUUUCAAAACUCUAAGCACAUUUUUAUUGACCAAGAACAACACAAAUUCAUAGACACUUUUUACCAAAUGUAAUAAGUGUUUCAUCUAGAAAUAUACUGAGCAAAAAUAUAAGUGCAACAUGCAACGAUUUCAAUUAUUUUACUGAGUUACAGUGCGUAUAAGGAAAGAAGUCAAUUGAAAUUAAUUUAUUAGGCCCUAAUCUAUGGAUUUCACGACUGGGCAGGGGCGCAGCCAUGGGUGGGCCUGGGAGUGCAUAGGUUCACCCACUUGGGAGCCACGCCCACCGACUGGGGAAUCAGGCCCAGUCAGGCUCAGUUUCAUCAGCUCUUCGGGUGGCUGGUCUCAGACGAUCCCGCAGGUGAAGAAGCUAGAUGUGGAGGACCUGGGCUGGUGUGGUUACACCUGGUCUGCAGUUGUGAGGCCGGUUGGACGUACUGCCAAAUUCUCUAAUAUGACGUUGGAGGGGGCUUAUGGUAGAGAAUUUUUUUUACCCCUUUUUCGUGAUAUCCAAUUGGCAGUCUUGUCCCAUCGCUGCAACUCCCGUAUGGACUCGGGAGAGGCGAAGGUCGAGAGCCAUGCAUCCUCCGAAACACGAAGCCGCCAAGAAGCACUGCUCCUUGACACAAUGCUCGCUUAACCUGGAAUCCAGCCGCAUGUGUUGGAGGAAACACCGUACACCUGGCGACUGAAGUCAGCGUGCACUGCGCCCGGCCUGGCCUGCCACAGGAGUCGCUAGAGCGCAAAGGGACAAGGACAUCCCGGCCGACCAAACCAUCCCCAAACCCGGACGAUGCUAGACCAAUUAUGCGCCGCCUCAUGGGUAUCCCGGUAUCAGGUAUGACUAUGUCCUGGGAAAUGUUCUUUGUACUUACAACCUCAUGCUAAUCGCAUUAGCCUACCUUAGCUUAACCGUCCCAUGGAAGGGACACCGAACUCUGAAGAAGUUUUAAUCAGCUUCUUAGUAUGCCACGCCUGUCAGGUGGAUGGAUUAUCUUGGCAAAGGAGAAAUGCUCAUUAACAGGGAUGUAAACAAAUGUGUGCACAAAAUUCAAAAGAAAUAAGCUUUUUGUUCAUAUGGAACAUUUCUGGGAUAUUUUAUUUCAGCUCAUGAAACAUGGGACCAACACUACAUGUUGCGUUUAUAUUUUUUGUGUGUUUCACUUUGCAAUACAUAGUCAAAGUAAUUGCUUUUCACAACGUAAUGCUCACAUUACUUUUGACAUGAUUCUCUUAUCUUUUGUUAAAACAGAUUUUAGUAUUACUAAAUCCAACUGCCUUUAAUUGAUGAUCACUUUGGUAAACCUAUAGAUUUUACAUGCAAAUUGGUUUGUACAGAUUUUGAGAGCCACGUGUCUGAAAAAGUAAAAAAUAUAAAAAGUAUGAUACACAGGGUAUUCAGAAAAUAUUCAGACCAUUCUUGACUUUUUCCACAUUUUGUUAUGUUACAGCCUUAUUCUAAAAAAUAC
Salvelinus fontinalis (brook trout) is the source of this 8268-nucleotide messenger RNA. Its product is annotated as growth/differentiation factor 10-like. The transcript has 3 exons. The record is from RefSeq and is a predicted model, not a curated record. The coding region runs from base 223 to 1785 and encodes 520 amino acids. Gene Ontology annotation, biological process: SMAD protein signal transduction; BMP signaling pathway. Gene Ontology annotation, molecular function: cytokine activity; growth factor activity. Lineage: Eukaryota; Metazoa; Chordata; Actinopteri; Salmoniformes; Salmonidae. Gene Ontology annotation, cellular component: extracellular region.